Messenger RNA from Linum trigynum, 306 nucleotides. Lineage: Eukaryota; Viridiplantae; Streptophyta; Magnoliopsida; Malpighiales; Linaceae. The record is from the annotation of a GenBank genome assembly.
AUGGGAAGAAGAGUUAUGCAAAGGCGACGACGGCAGCUCGAAUUGUGGUCAGUUAUCGAGAGGCUGGGAUCGAACACUGCCUUAGAAAAAUGGUUGGAGUUGUUGCCGCCUCAACCUCCUCUCUCUCUAUUCACUGUCAGGGUGGCGGAUUAUUUGCAGUUGAUUAAUAGUGAUCGCGAUGGGAGCAGUGGUGGUGGGUUGCUAGGAGAGAAGAAGAGGUGUCUUGGAAGCAGAUUAAUGGUGAUUGAUGAUGAGAGGAGGGGCGGUGGGUUGCUGGAGGAGAAGAAGAGGGUUCGAGAAAAUUAG